GGGGGAGCACGCCCCCCCCCCCGCCGCCGCCGCCGGCCGCCGCUGCCGCCGUCGUCCUCGUCCUCGUCCUCGUCCUCGUCCUCGUCGUCGUCGUCGUCGUCGUUGUCGUGUCGGCGUCGUUGCCGUCGUCCCCGAGGCGCCCCCGCCCGAGCGCAGCCAUCCACCGCCGCCCCUUCCUCGCGUGCUCUUGCCAUGGCGGGGCAGCAGCCGGCGCGGGCCGCCGCGGCGCGGGCGCCCAGGGCCCCCGCCGCCCUCCUCCUCUUCGCCCUGGGCUCGCUCGCGGCGGGCGGCGGCUUCUCGCUGCCCGGGGCGCCCGCGCGGGCGGGCCGCGGCCACGAGGAGGGCCCCGCGCCCGCGCGGCGGGAGCUCCUGGGGGCGCUGGGCGCGGCGGCGGCCUCGCCCUCGCUGCCCGCCCUGGCGUUCGAGACGUACAAGGACCCGUCUGGCGCGUGGGAGUUCAAGUACGCCACUGGCCUCCAGAAGUCCGAGAGCAAGUUGUGGUCAUACUUCUUACGCGACCUCAUCGAGCCGCUGGAGUCGGUCGGCGUCAGGGUCUCGGAAACCAAGCGGAAGUCACUGGACGAGAUCGGCGACGCCACUGAAGUUGGGAAGAGGUUGCUGGCCGACAGCGUGCCGAACGGCGCGCCGAGCGAGAUCAUUAGUGCCACGACGCAGUACGACCGGGAAGGUCGGCGCCAGGACAUCAUCGAGUACGCGUACCAGUGGAAGUUCGACGAUAACAUGGCGAAGCAGCUGGGCAGGAAGAGGUUCCAGCUGCACAACAAGGCGCUGGUCAUGAUCGAGCGCAAGAAGCAGUUCCUGGUCCAGGCAAGCGUGGAGGAGCCCAGGUGGGCCAUCAGCGGCGACCUCCUGUGCACCGCGCUCGAUACCUUCAAGCUCAACGCCUGAUGGGAAGCUUUCGCGCACAGCACCCCGAGGAGUCGGAGGAGCAGAGGAGGACAAAAUUCGCCGGCCCAACGGGCCAGAGGCGUGCUAAGAUCUCCGGUAACUGGUUAAUAAUUCUCUAGUUCGCGCGCGCGGGGCGGCCCCUGGGGGUCCCCGGACGCCGACAGGGCUCUUGCCCCCCCGCGCGCGCGCUCGCCAGACGCCUCCUGUUUUUGUUUUGUUUUCUUCCCCGGACCUCUGCGGGCACGCCGCGGCGUCUUCGCCGCGAGGUUCAGCUGCGGCGGCGAGACUCCCGGGGGGGGGAUGGGGGGGAGGGGGGGCUGGCUCUUUCGCCCGCGCGGGCCAUCGCCCGAGUUCGCCCGGGGCGUGGCCCCCCGCCCCUCGACGGGCGGAGCGCGCGCGCGGCGCUGGAGGGCCCGCCCCGCACGAGAGGCUGCGCGCGCAGAGGA
Prorocentrum cordatum is the source of this 1355-nucleotide messenger RNA. Lineage: Eukaryota; Dinophyceae; Prorocentrales; Prorocentraceae. The record is from the annotation of a GenBank genome assembly.